AAGUAAUCCAAAUUCCACAUCCAUUGUGCUAUCGGAAAAACCCACUCUUCAUGAAAUCUUAAUGCAAGAGAAAUAUGAUUUUGAAGCAAAAGUUUUCAGAGCUGCAAAAAGAAAACGUUGGCUCAAAGCUAACGAGACGCUCUUGAGGACUUUGUUGAGUUACUGUUCACUUCAUGGAGCCAGUGGGGGCGGUCUUGCCUCGGUGAGGAUGGAAUUGGUUCUUCUAUUGCAAGAACUGCAACAAGAAAAGACUCAACAACAGCUUGUAAGUCCCCUUCCGUUUCCAACAACUUUGCCGUUAUUAAGCGCUUGUGUGGCCGGAAAUAAAACUGUCAGUGCGGAUCCCAUUAAGUAUUUGCAGUCGCAAACAGUUGAUAUGCUUCAGACCAUUAUAAAAAUCGCACCAUUACCCGGUGUGACAUCAAACUCCUUUUGUGAAAUCUUUAUUCUUCGCGAUUUAUCGAUUGCACUAUCUUCAUGUAUUUACCAAUCAUUAUGUGAUUCGGAAAGUUUCGUUGUUCAUCACAAUACAACAUUGAAUGGAUUUCAAAGUCCGGGAAUAGAAAAUAUCGCCAAACUUAAUUCUCUGUUCGAAUGUUCUCAUUUAAUUGGUAAUACGAAUGUUUACUGUAAGAGGAGAAAAUUCUCGUCUGAUGAACCAACAGUAAUUUGUACUUCGCCGGCGAAAUGGCCUGGCGUUACGAACCUAAGAGCAUUGUUAGCACGAGAGAAAGAUGAAGACAUUCCAAAAUUAAAUGUAUUGCUACUUGAAUCUUUUGUUGCAACGUAUAUGUCGCUGUUAAUUUAUGCAAUGGCCACUUGUGAUUGCCGUUUGUUGUACAGACUUGUUGGUCAAAAAUUUGCUACCGAAACUUGGUCAACAAUAUUUGGAGGCGGAAUGAAGAAAUUAUUACGAAAAGCAACUUUGCGUAACGAAACUAUGACUUCAAAUCAAUCACAGAUAAACUCUUCAGCAGAAAGACCAGAUGAUAGCGGGGUCUGGAAUACAGUGACUUCAAUUACGAAACAACGUGUUAAACUUAAUAUGAAACUUCUGGGUACAUUUAGCCAAAAUAAUACAUCAUCAAACAUGAAGGAAGAUAAGCCCACUUAUCGGGAACAGUUCGUGCCACCAGAAAUGUCGAUGCUGUCAUAUUUUCUUCUGAAACCUUCUAAUAAUGAUGAAGACGACUAUGACACUGAUGAUCCUGUUGAAAGUGACAAUGAAAUGGAGGAUGAAGACGAUCCUACUGAACUUAACAAUUCUGCAAAAAUAAAUUACCAACAACCAAAGUGCAAUACCGAACAUUUAAAUCCUUCUUCAUAUUCCUGGAGUAUUUUACGGUUGGCCAUUAUUCAACUUAUUUCCUCCAAAAUUCAGGAUUUUGUAAAUGUUUCUGGUAUAGAAAUUCAAGAUCUCCCAGUGUUGAGUCCCUUAUCCCAUGAGCUGUUGCGAACUCUUAGACGUUGGCAAGACUUUGCAAUUAAUGUGCUGAUAGCUAAAGGACCGCCGCCUGAAGACUUUAUAACAGGUUGCUUCGUUGAGAGCAGCAGCCAAGGACCCGCAAUUCACAGAUAUCGUUCUCUUUUAAACAAAGAGAAUACUCCGUUUCUGUCCAGCUCAGCUACUGGGCCUAUACGGAGAUUGUGGAAUUACUUAGUAAGACAAGAGCACGCUCAAGACGUGUUUAUUAAGGCAGUUUUUGGGAAAAAAAUGGAUUACCGUUCAAUGUCACGGGACAAUGUAGAUUUAAAACUAGAAUCAGGGUCGGUAAAUGAGAGCUAUGAGUCUGAUCAUAUACGAGUAAUUCACAAGGAUCACGAAGCUUUAUUAUCAUUUUGCUUGAAUAAUAAUUCUUCUGGAAUGAUUGCAUUGGCGAGUCCGCGAGAAGUUCAAGAAUUAGACAUUACGAUGCUACUAGAAUCCCCAAAUUGGUAUGAGGACGAAUGUGAUUAUGAAGUUUUAACGAAGGAAGCGGAGCCUUUAUCUAAUACAGGAUUUUUGGUUAUUCAAACUCAAGAACAGUCACAGCACAGUUCUGCUAUAAGUUCCGAAUCAUCAGUUAAUUACCAAUCGGCAUCACAAUCAGGGCGAGGAACCUCAUUGAUUUUACGGCAUAAAGUUGAAAAUGUAAAGCGAAUGAGUUCUCACCCACUGUUACCACUAUAUCUUACUGGUGGACAAGAUGGUUCCGUUCAAAUAUGGGAAUGGGGACACCAGCAAGCAGUAUGCUCUCCGCGGCCUUCGGGCACUUUUGCAAAAGUAACGCGUUGCAGAUUUUCUGAGCAAGGAAACAAAUUCGGAAUAGGCGACGGAGAUGGAAAUCUGAGUUUAUGGCAAGCUGGCAUAGCAUCGCAAAACAACAGGCCAUUUUUCACAUACCAGUGCCACAAUAAAUUACUUUCUGACUUUGUAUUUUUGGGUUCGUGCAGUUUGUUGGCAACAGGUAAGAGGUUUAUAAACUUCGUAAUUAAUUUAAUUAAUUGCAAUUAA
Rhagoletis zephyria (snowberry fruit fly) is the source of this 2494-nucleotide messenger RNA. Its product is annotated as dmX-like protein 2. Gene Ontology annotation, biological process: vacuolar acidification. Gene Ontology annotation, molecular function: protein binding. Gene Ontology annotation, cellular component: RAVE complex. NCBI's taxonomy places the organism in Eukaryota, Metazoa, Arthropoda, Insecta, Diptera, Tephritidae. The record is from RefSeq and is a predicted model, not a curated record.